AAUGAGUUAUCGGAGUCUCUUUCAUCCGCUUCCUGCCAUGUCUCUCUUUCAGUGAGAGAGCAAGAGAGAGAGAGAGAGAGAGAACAAAAGAGCGUGAAAGAGAGAGAGAAAGAGAGAUGGAGAAAGAGAGAG
Pantherophis guttatus is the source of this 132-nucleotide messenger RNA. The record is from RefSeq and is a predicted model, not a curated record. Lineage: Eukaryota; Metazoa; Chordata; Lepidosauria; Squamata; Colubridae.